AUGUUGUUUUCGAAAUGCAUUUCGUGAUCUGCUCCAAAAGAACUGCAACUACACCGAUGAUGUAUGAACAAAUUUCUUGAAUACGCUUCAUUCCCUUUUCUAAGAAUACCAGCCCGAGUUGCAAGCACCCCCAACUGCUGCGCACCACCUUGACUGAUCUGCCUUCAAGGACAAUCUUUGGUAGCUGAUUAUUUAUUUGCCAACCCGGUCACUGAUCAUUCACUGAAGCCGACGCGGUUGCUUCUGCACCAAAAACAGACCCUUGUUGAGAGCAUAUUAUUCCCAAACAAGAAUUGCUGCCAAAUGGCAUGACAAUCACGUAUCGAACCUAUGGAUGAAGACGCGAGCCACCUUGAGGCCCAUUCCUCUUCAGACGCGCUCGACAACAAGCAAAAUGCUCCCCCACAACAUGAUGAUAGCUAUGUUGAAGAUUCGGUAGACGCGCAUAUGGAUAUGCAUGCCGACUCCAUGACCGAGGAACGGCACCUUCGAGCACACCUCCUCCAAGAUUUUGAAUCCAGCUUCGUACCGCCCAUAUCCCCCAUACGAGUGGCAGGACCCGAAGGCGGAAUUGACGAUACAUACAUGUUCGACGCCAAUGCUGCUGCCAAAAACCCGCUCCCACCGAGUCCUAGCCCAAGUCCACAUCCACCUUUAGAAGGAGCGCGUCCAAGCAGUAGGUAUCAGAAUGUAGUAGAUCGCGAUCCCGAGGUAGAGGCGGAGCCGCAACAAGAUCGGCUUUCGAUAUCAAGCGCCCGUGCAACACACGACGCACAGCGCCCAAUGUCAUCCUCGGCGGCAAAUCAUCCCGCUACCCGUGCUUCGCCAGAACCCAUAGCGGCAGAGACAGAGCCAUUGGCAGUGGCAGAGGCCUCGCGACCAGACAUACCUGAAGAUGCCGAGCCGUCCCAUGCUGAGGACAGCAACGAAGAUAACGAGGACGCCACGAUGGAGACUGCACCUGCACCAGAAUCAGAACCUGGGCUGCCUGAAAGUACGACACCCAAAUCCUCGAUCACCCGAAGACCACAUUCAUCAGUAUCCGAAGCUCAUGCCGACGAUUCCUUUCCUGGCACCGAUGCCGAAGCUACCAACACGACCGCUUCUCUCGAGAACCUGUCCUCUUCUCCAACUACCGCCGCUGCUGCUCGAACCAUUUCCAGAGCCAUUUCAAUGACCAGUCAUGAUCCUGGCUUGACCGAUGAUCAUGGCACAAGCGAUGCCGACCCUUCGAUAUCACAUGAGAGCUCGAUGUUGGAGAUUCCACCAGCUGAAGAUCGAUCUCUCGCAGCUGGGGCGCCAACUGUCCAACAGGAAAGCUCGGAGCUGGACCUACAGAAACCCUUCCUCCAUGCAGGGCAUACACCUGGGAAUGCUCUACGUUUCAGCGAACGACCCAAGUAUUUGCGCAGUAGAAACGCCAGUCAGCGGUCAUCUACCUCUUCCUUUGUCUCCAACGACGACGGUCAUAGCGAUGUCACGAUUGGUGUCGAUGCAGAUUAUGCGAUACAGUCUGGCGGCGGCGCAGUACUAGCGGGAGGCAUGCAGCGAAGUAUUAGCACAAACGUACUCCUGCGCUCAAUAAGUAUGGGCAGCAUGGCAUCUGGCAUUGACGACUUUCCGGAUUCGAACAGGUCCCUCGAGCCCCUAGAACCUCUCGAGGAGAACGAAUUGUCACCGGGCAGGUCUUUCAACAUAAAUGGAAACGAGGACAACUUGACAACACCUAGGCCGAGGAAGAGUAAUGGGCUUCUCGCACCGACAGAUACGGUGAUCGCCAGGCAUGUUCGCAAUGUUGAGGUCCCCGAAUCCGUGGCCCGCGAAUAUAAGACCAAAGGCCGACUUGAAACUCCCUCGAAUCCUUUCCGCAAGAUCUCCGCCGAAUACACACCUGCGCCAGGCACUGCUGCUAAGCACGGCAGAAACCUGACGCUCAAGGAACAAUCUAGCACCAUUGAACGUCUGUCCAAGGAGAAUUUCGAUUUGAAGCUCAAGGUCAUGUUCUUGUCGGAUCGUCUAGACAAGCUCUCCGAAGAAGGUAUUAAGGAGAUGAUCUCGGAGAACGUCGAACUUAAGACUUCGCUAGCGGUCAUACAGCGCGACAACAAAAUCUUGCGGAAGAGAGUCAAGGAGCUCGAGAAGAGGCUGCGCGAAGAUGAAGACACCAGGCCGAGUACAGCUAGAAGCGGAUACUCGUCCGACGGCCAAACAGGGUCGGCGUGGGACGAAGAAGCUCAAGAGCGUGAGGAGGAACUCCUAUACCUGCGCGAGCGUGUCGAAGAAUACAUCACAGAGAUCGAGCACCUGAAGAGCGAGAAUAUGGCACACGAAGCAGAGAAGAGGAAGUUGGCCGAGGCGGUCAAGACCAUGGGAGAUCGGGCUGGCGAGAGAGUUGGAGACAGUCUGGGUCGGCAAGAAGAGGCAGACGUCUUCAAGGACUUGUUGGAGCAGGAGACUGCCCGCCGAGAGCAGGCUGACGAUGAUAAUCGACGACUGCGCGACGAUAUCUUCCGCCUGAAGCAAGAACUAAACAUGACAGCGACAACGUCAGGAAGCGCUGUAAGUGGCGGCGCAGGCAUGCACCAUACCACCAACAUUUACAACAUUACGCGGAAAACAAAGGCUGGAUCGCCCACGAGGUCACGGCCGAUGUCCGGCAUGUCAGGGGGAGACAUGGACCAGGCCGGUUCGCUUAGUCAGUCGAGCACGUUGGUAGAAGACCUUCGCCGCGAAAGCGAACAACUACGUCAUGAGAAUGCAGAGUUGAGGAGAGAGGUGGGCGCACAAACAUCAAUGCUCACGUCACGAAAUCGUGAAAAGGAGAGACUUUACCAGGAAAUCGAGGACUUGAAGUUGGCACACCGACGUGUGGGCGCUCCAUCAACCAUCGACACUCUUCUCGAUCGCUCUGCAUCCCGAGCCGGUGCUCAUGAGAGAUCACAGUCGAGAGGUAGUGCCCGAACUCGACUCACCAUGGCUAUGGACGACCCCGCGCGAGAGGAACUUGAGAACAGACUGGCAGAACACCGCGACAAGAUCAGCGAGCUCAAGCUGCAGAACCAAGAGUUGCAGCGCGAACUGGAGACUUGCAUGGAGGACUUUGAGGUUGCGGUCGAGGCCAAGCGAGAAGCCGAGGAAUCUGCGCUGGAGCUACAAAACGAGCUCGAUGGUGCGUUGACUGACCUCAUGGCUCUUCAGACUGAGCGGGACGAAGCGCUUCAGGACCAUUCUCAGUUGGAGAGUGAGUUCGAGGUACUUCGCAGGGAAGCCCAAGAAGAGAUUGAUGCACUCGAGGGAGAAGCUGAUCAACGCAACGAUGAGAUUCAGCGCCUCCAUAUUGAAGUACAGGAUCGAACUGAGAACUUCAACGCUCUGCAGGAAGAGAUGCGCAGGAUGAGUGAAGCACUGAUCCGACUAGAAGAUGACCAGGAGCACAAGCAUCGUCGUAUCGAGGAGCUUGAAGUGGAACAGGUAGACAACAACAAGGAGUUGGAAGAACUGGAAGCCAAGUUACUUGAGUCCAACGACAAGGCCAGUCGUCUUGGUGUCCAACAAGAAUCUAGCCAGGGAGAGAUUGCUUUCUUGCGUGAGGAACAAGAGGCCGACAAAAUCCGCAUUGGUGACCUGGAAGCUGCCUUUGCGAAUGCUGAGCAAAGCUUGCGAGAGGAGCGCGAUCGUGCUAAGGACCUCGAUCAGCGACUCGUUAAGGAACGCCGCCAGCGCGAGAUCAUCGCCACUCGCGAAAAGGAGGACGUGCAGCAGUUCGUCAAUGAGCUUAACCGGGAGUUGACAACUUCCAAAGACGAAUCACGCCGUCUACGUAAGAAUCUGACGAGUCGUGAGGUUGAGGCUACUGAAUGGAAGGAGAGGCUUAUGGAGCUAGAAAAUAAUUUGCGCGAAGCUCUGGGUGAUCUCAACGGUACCAGGUCUAGCCUGCUCAAAUCAAUUGCUAAGCUGCAGCGCGAACUAGAGAAUACCGUCCGAGAGCUCGAUACAACCAAGACGGCCUUGUUGGAGAAGGAUCGUAUUAUCAAGCAGCGUGAUGCACUGCUUGAGUCGCAUGGCCUCGAGAGCAGGAAGCUCGCCGAAUCGCUCGACAAGGAGCGCUUGGCCCACCGCAACACGAAGAGCUCCUUUGAUACAUUUCAGCGCACGCAUUCACAUGUUUCCCGUACAGUCACCAGCCAGGAUAUUCGUAUCAUUGAGCUGGAAACCACGCGUGCUGCCGACAAGAAGAAGCUGGCUCAACUUGAAACCAACUUCAAAGACCAGCUGGCAGAACGCAACAAUCUUUUGCUGAUUCUGUGGACAAGACUCUCGGCGCUUUGUGGGUCCGACUGGGCUCAUGGUAACAGCCUGAUUAACGGUCGGGCUCUUCCUAGUCUCGAGGCCGUCGCAACCAUGCUACCUGGCUUCAGCAAAAACCUUCUCGCAGCGGUGAAAGCCAUUGAAUCCAUACUUGGUGGCUAUCAAACUCGCAUCAAGUCUGUCGAAAAGGAUCUUUGGAAGGAAUACCAGUCCUUGGAGGAGAAUUUGGAUGUGCGCACCAAGAAGCUUGAUCGCCUUGAGGCUCUCGUACGACACGGUGUUGCUACAGGCGAUUUCAACACAACAGCUAAGAUAUCCCAUCUUGAAGCCGCAGUCCGCGCGUUGAAGAUCGAGAAUGCCACCCUGAUGAGAGCCAACGAUGCUAAGACCAGGGCUGUCGGUGGCUACUUCGAUUGGCAGGGGAACAAAGAAGAGGGAGAAGAGUACGGUAGUCCUUCGCCCAACGUCCCAACAGGGCCCAUACGCAAAAAGCACGGCGACAAUGAAAGUACGACAGAACGAAAGGUCAGCAUGCCAAGAAGCAAGACUUCCACCACGCAUCUCGAGGCAACGCCAUCUUCUGCCUCGGCUAGCGUCAAGUCACGGACCAAUACACUAAGCCGGAGCUCCUCAACUCAUACGGCUCAUACACAGAUGAACCCUGCCGAAUUAGAACGGGUUGCAUCUAAUGGAGAGGCGGACACGAAGUGGAUGUUUAGACUGAGAGAGCUCGAAUAUAAGCUUAAACAAGAACGUGAGGCACGCAACAUGGAUCGUGCUGCAGCUAGGCAGAGAAUAGCAGAGGGAGAGCGACAGAAGGACGAACUGGUGGCCGAGCUCGUCAGGGUCAGGAGGAAGGGUGGGGAAUAGCAGAGCCAUACUCAUUCUCCUCCCUCGUCUUCCUCUUUUGUGCGUAGUCCCAUCAGGGCGGCCAAGCACAAGUUUUCGGUGUUGUUCAGCAAGGGCGGUAGCGGUCAUCAUGAAGAAUAUCAUGACGAGGAGUACAAGGAGUCCAAGGCUUAGCGUGUGACUAUUACCGAUAUCAAAAGGGUGAAGGAAGACUUUUCAACUUCUUGAAUGAUUUUUGUUUUUUGGCCGUAUCACAACUUUUGUAUGGAUUAGCUCUUUAGGAACUACGGCGUUGAGUGGCAGCAGCGCAUUUCAUGCUGCAGCAAUACUGAAUUUUUGUUGCGGGUGUAGUGUUUGGCCUGACAGGUCCGAAAUGACAAAGAAUGUUCAAUGCA
Molecule: messenger RNA, 5552 nt
Organism: Truncatella angustata
Lineage: Eukaryota; Fungi; Ascomycota; Sordariomycetes; Amphisphaeriales; Sporocadaceae
Exons: 1
Coding region: 331-5178 (1615 amino acids)
Cellular component (GO): microtubule organizing center
Source: RefSeq, a predicted model, not a curated record